Molecule: messenger RNA, 2896 nt
Organism: Notolabrus celidotus (New Zealand spotty)
Lineage: Eukaryota; Metazoa; Chordata; Actinopteri; Labriformes; Labridae
Product: cyclin-T2-like
Exons: 9
Coding region: 83-1927 (614 amino acids)
Biological process (GO): positive regulation of DNA-templated transcription, elongation; regulation of transcription by RNA polymerase II
Cellular component (GO): nucleus; cyclin/CDK positive transcription elongation factor complex
Molecular function (GO): cyclin-dependent protein serine/threonine kinase activator activity
Source: RefSeq, a predicted model, not a curated record
UGAUCUCGUCCUUCCGGUGCCCCCAUAGCCCCGCUCCCCUCCCGAUGCUGCUAGCACCGUCGGGCUUGGCUGUGGGAGCGUAAUGGCGGUGCACCGGGGACCCUCAACGAAAUGGCUCUUCUCCCGGGAGCAGCUGGAAAACACGCCGUCACGACGCUGUGGGAUCGAGGCCGACAGGGAGCUCUCGUACCGGCAGCAGGCGGCCAACUUGAUCCAGGAUAUAGGCCAGAGACUCAACGUGUCUCAACUUAUUAUUAACACCGCUAUAGUAUAUAUGCAUAGGUUUUAUAUGAUCCACUCCUUCACGAAAUUCCAUAGAAAUAUCAUUUCCCAGACUACGUUGUUCCUGGCAGCCAAAGUGGAGGAGCAGCCAAGGAAGCUGGAACAUGUCAUUAAAAUAGCCCAUGCCUGCGUUAACCCACAAGAGCCGGCCCUAGACAUUAAGAGCAACGCAUUCCAGCAGCAGGCACAAGAGCUUGUAGCACUGGAAACAAUAGUGCUGCAGACGCUGGGUUUUGAAAUUACAGUUGAUCAUCCACACACAGAUGUUGUGAGAUGUUCCCAGCUAGUGCGAGCAAGCAAGGAUUUGGCACAGACUUCCUAUUUCAUGGCUACCAACAGUUUGCACCUCACCACCUUCUGCCUCCAGUACAGGCCCACAGUGGUCGCGUGUGUCUGCAUCCAUCUGGCGUGCAAGUGGUCCAACUGGGAGAUCCCCGUGUCCACAGUUGGCAAACCCUGGUGGGAGUACGUGGACGGCACUGUUACAUUACAACUGCUGGACGAGCUAACACACGAGUUCCUUCAGAUCCUGGAGAAGACGCCCAGCAGGCUAAAAAGGAUAAGAAACUGGAGGGCCAUACAAGCUGCUAAGAAGCCAAAGACUGAUGGUCAGUCAGUGGAUAACACCUACCAGGGCACGUCCCUCGACGGCCUCCCCGGUGUUUCCAACUCCUUCUUCCCCUCCACGUCUGGCUCCGACUCUUCAGACAUGCCCUCCCUGAGCUCCAUCACAGCCUCCUACGCCUCUUACGAGCCGCUGAGCGACAACUCAAAGUCCUGCGGCUACGACCAGUUCUCCGAACCUCACCAUCCAGACUUCACUCUGGUUAAACACGAACACAAAGCCGCAGGCGGGUCUAGCAGUAAAAACCAGCAGCAGCUCGGGACAAAUGCCGCCACUUUUUCGCGGCCACAGAAAGUCUUGACUCUUGAAAAGUACAGAGAGAAACACGCGGCGGCAGAGCUCGCUACACAGAACGGAAUAAAAGACGAGCAAGGUGCAGACAUGUACGUACCCCCUCCUCCCCUCACCUCGCACCAUCACAAGAAACGCUCCCAACAGCAGGCCGGCCAGCCGGGUGAAGGCAGGAGGGAAAAGUCCAGCUCUAAAAAGAGCCGGCUGCAGCCUGCUUUUACUGAAAACGGCUCUGCUACCAGCGAGGAGCUCAAAAUGCGAAUCAAAGUUUCAUCAGAGCGUCACGGAGGCUCGGAUCAAGGCGGCGCUCUGAGUGGGAAAGACAAACACAAAGAGCACGGCAGCCACCGCCACUCAAAACACGGCCACUCGCACGCUUAUUCAAUUAGCGGCAACGGCAGAGGGACAAUAGAGAACGCUUCCUUGUCCUUACGAGCGCCCGUCGGCCACUGCAACGACGUGGGCUCGUCGGGCUCGUCCCGGAAGAGGCCCCACUCUGACGCCGGAAACCACAACAACCACCACCACCACUCGUCCAAGAGCAGCAGGAGCUCCAAAGGAGGCCUGGGCUCAUCCCACUACGCAUCGGAGGGCGGCCCGAGGAUGGUGGAGCACCACGGCCAUGACGGAACCAACGGUAUGCUGACCACUAACGGCCAACACACUGACUACAAAGACACUUUCGACAUGCUGGACUCUUUACUAAGUGCCCAAGGAAUGAACUUGUAACCCUCCGAGAGUCCCGCGUUGUCUAGAUUAAGGUAUUACCAUGUUUAAUAGAAUUUUAAAAAAUGAAUUUAUUUGUCUUAAGUUAUGAGUUCUGCAUCGCCCUCAGUCGUGUCUCCACGCUGAUCAGUGACGAUACAUGUUGAGCUGUCAAAUGUAAAAUUAUAUGCAUAGAGCUGUGUACAACUAGCUUGCAACAAAAGAGAAACAAACCAUGAAGUUUUAAAGUAUGUGACUGAAAAAUGAGAUUUUAGACGUUCUUUUAACAUGACUUUACCGUGCAUGUUUCCAGUCACUAAAGGGAAGACGUAGCUAGUGUUCGCAGCCAUCGUGACCGUUUACGGACAGUUCUUUUCUUUUUUUUUUUUAUGUUAGGACAUUUUGUCCCACUAAAAAUCUCAGGUCUUGAACUUUUUUGAUAUAAGAACGAUUCUUCCUCUGUUUGGGUUUUACUACCUGUACACGUGGAGAUGUUAUCACCGAAGAGGGCAGAACUCGUCUCUGUCGUAGGAAUCAUGGUCUGCUAAUAUUUCAAAGAAUGCAUCGAUAGUUCUGAAAAGAGAGCGAUUUUACAAAUGUGAGGCCGGCUCCAUUUGCUGUCUUAUUAGCUGGGACUUCCAAGGCCGCACCUGAACUUACCGUGCAGACUCACUCUAGAGCUACAAAUGAAGUUUACGUUACAUCUGCUGUGAAAGUGCAUUUAAGAUAUAUCGGCUAAAAAUUGCAAAACGGCCUUGUGAUUGUACCUCGUCAAUCGCUAUCCAGUAUGAUCAAUGUUAAUUCUGUCAGAAAAUACAGAUCUCUAAAAUAAGAUUGUGUAUAUAGGACUGUAGUACAGAUUAAAAACUGUUGGUUUCUUGCAUCAGUCCAGACCUUCCUCCAUUCAGUGUAUCAUGAGAUCUAAAGCAGACUGUAUCGAUGAACAUAUCCUCGAUUUGUGUAUUGGGAGCCCAAAUAAAGGUGUAAAACUGA